GAGCUUCGUAUCAUUCUCCUGCAGAUGUUUGGCGAAGAUUUGUUUUAUAUGCUGUAUACCAUGGAUAUUGUCGGGGAAAACUGGUGUAAACAAGCGAGAAGAAUAGCAGAGGGAUUGCUCAGCCCAUAAUAGGAAAGGAAGACAUGGAAGAUUCCUCACGAUGGACAGUGGUGACGGCUGUAGUCUGAAGGACAAUAAAAAGAUGGAUGCCAACACUGUAUGGCAGUGGCGCAUUAUGCAUGUAAAGAAAUAUUCAACAAGUCCAGAACUCUUCCAUUCCAGCAAGAAAAUUGGAUUGGAUUUUAAUGUUGGAUCCAACAUACAGAAAAAAGUGGAUUUACACUUAGUGACAAAUGGUGUCCUACUUGAGGUCUGUGACUUUGCCAAAACAGUAAUCAAGGGUAAAUGGCAAUUUAUCACAAACAUUCUGGAGAACAAUUUUGACCUUGGAUUGAAAAACGAGCAACAGCGGAUGAAGUUUACUGCCAGAAUUCUUCACAAAGUCAAAGACCUGAUCCAAAAACAUCCUAAAGAUAAACACGAGGCUUUUAGUCUCUUUGACACGUCAUCGGAGACAGAAUGUGGCAGCAACAGCGAACAUGGACCAAGCAUGGCAUCUACAGAACACAAGACUAAUAGUGUCCUGGUGGACAUGGAUGGUACUGUUGAAAGACAACAUGAAGAUGUGAAGUGUUCACAAGAACCAAAGACAGAGGAGAUGGCUGGACCACAUGUUGAUGACAAUGAUACUGAAGAUGAAUUUGAGUGUUCAGGGCCUCAGUCGACAGAAGAACUAAAAGAGGAUGUUCUUCCCCUCUCUUUCCCUUGUUGUGAAGAAAUUGGUCUGAGCCUUGAUGUUGACUCAACACAAAGUCUAGACCCAAGUUUGUUGACAAAGGGUGUGAUGUUAGAACUAGUCCACUUCUCUAGAGUUCUGACUGCAUCCUACAGAUCUCUUGUUCUCAGUGUGCUGGAGCAUAAUUUUGAACUUGAUCUUAAAAGUCAACAGGGGAAAAGUGAAGUCUGGUUCAGAGUAUUAGACUUGCUGAAAAGGAGAGAGCAACUCAUUGCUGAGUUUAAUAGUGAACCAUUAUGCUUUCAAACAGCACGGUCCAAGGGGGGAGCCCCUCAAUAUCAGUUUAAGGAAGUGACUGAAAGAAGGCAAUGUGAUUUAGAAAGUAAGCAGGAAAAGAGAGCUCUUUCAACAACAAGUGAACGCAUCACCAAGCGCUGCAGAAGAGAACAAGCUGAGACUAACGUACACUCUCAACACACUGAUUUGUGCACCAGUGAAUCAGCGAAGGAUGAUCACCACUACAUGUGUCCUUUAGACCCGGAUGAAGUCACAGAUUCAGAAAAUGCUGAAAGUGAAGAUGAUUCACAAAAGCCACCAAAGGAAUGUGACAUGGAACAGGAGAUAAUGGAAACAGAGAGCAACAUUUGGAAACUGCGAGCGAAUCUUGUAAAACGGACCCAGAUAUUAAUAGACAAGGAGUACCGCCUGUUCAAAGGGUUAAAGAAGUUUGGCCUAGAAUUCGAUGUUGGAUUUGGCCCAAAGCAGAACUUCAGUAUUGACUCUUUAAAUAAUCGUACUUUGCUUGAAGUUGCUAACUUUGCCUUAUCAAUGAGUUCAUCCCAGCAGGAUACCAUCAUAGAGAUUCUUGAGUACAACUUUGACAUUGGGUUGUGCAGCGAAAGCCAAAGGAAAGCUUUUGCUUGUGAAGUUAUGAAUAGAGUAAGGCAGCUUAAAAAUAGCGAAGAUGCAGUCAAAUUCUCAAAACAGGUUUUUGAACUUCCUGGUCUUGUGUCAUCAGUUAAUAGGACAAAUCAGACCGUGGACAGUGACAGUCCUGAACUCAGCAGCAACUCAAGAACAGAGGAGUGUGAUAUUAUUCCACCGCGUUCCUCUGAUUCACCUGAUGAAACUAAAGAACAUGGCGUAGACCUUUAUCCCUUCUGCAAGGAAAUUGGUCUGAAGCUACACGUAAAUAACAGUCAACCAAAUAAAAAACUUGCGAUCAACAAACUGACCAAUGGAGCAAUGACCGAAGUGACAAACUUUGCUGAGAAGUUGUGUGGAACUUUUGAAGAGAUUUGCCUUGAUAUCCUCCGACACAACUUUGAUUUUGAUUGUCAAAGGGAAGAUUCCGAACUUGCUAAAACUAUUCUCGCUCGAAUUCAUGUUAUAAUGGAGCAGAGAAAUCGAUUGACCUGUUUAUCAUCCUCCCAGAGAGUAAGGCAUUCAAACGGCUUGUCAGCGAUUGUUGAAGUGGAUUGCCAGAACAACCCACAUUCAGAUGCAUGUAGUACUGGUUCUUUCCAGGGUCCAAUCACAGACCAAAAUGUAGGGAGUUCUGCUGAAACUGAGCAGUUAAAGAACCUCGAUUUAUGGCUGUGGAAACUGCGGACCAAACAAAUACAGCAAAUCCUCUCAGUGCCUCAUGUAGAGCAUUGUCCAUUUUAUUCUUAUUCCAGAUGCAAGAAAUUAGGCAUGGAUUUCAAUGUAGGAUCUGGAUUAAAACUUCAUCUUGAUCCAAAUUUGCUGACUAAUGGCAUCAUGGUUGAACUCAACACUUUUGCUACAGCACUGCUAUCAUCCCAAAAGUAUUUCAUCACAGAGAUACUGGAGUAUAAUUUUCAUCUUGAUUUGAACAAUGAGUUUUAUCGCAGUGCCUUUGCACAGCUGGUUCUGGAUAAAUCCAGAGCGCGGAGUUUAAAAUGUAAUAAACCCAGAAUGUUGCAAAUGCCUUUUGAACUCCCUGACUCAAGAUGCGUAGAAGAAUCUAUAUAUCUAAAAGCAAAAUAUUGCCCCAAAUGUUAUCAAGACAGAAAUGAUAAACUUCAUCAGGGUGAAUCUGACCCUGGCCACAUGCUUCAUCCUCGUCCAGACUCUAUGACCAGCACACACGAGACACCAAAUGAUGUGUCUUCUGCUUUCCAUGCAACAGAGGAGAAAAUAACAAACAGUUACCGUCGCUGCAAGAAAAUAGGUUUAAGCCUCUGUGUGGACAAAGAGCACCCGAAAGACAAACUCGACUUGCACGUAUUGACACGCGGGGCUAUUAAGGAAGUGGCCUUUUUUGCCAGAAGAUUGUGUGGAACAAGAACUAAAAUUAUUAAUGGUAUCCUUGAACACAACUUCAGCUUUGACAUGCAGAACCCAGAUAUAAAUCCUGCAGUGCACUUCCGCAGAAUCGUGGCACUACUUGAUAAAACGCCCACCUGGUUCGAUGAUGUCUUUGUUGUUCAGCCAUGUUCUCCUAGGGAUGCGAGUAAACUUAAGAAGGUGUCUGCCGUGGAGAUAAAUGAAAGAAAGGAAACAACGAAAAAAAGGAUGCUGGCACUGCAAACAAAGAAGGAACAAGCCAUGGUGGCAGCUUCCGUAAAAUCAACGAAAAAUAAGCGGAGUGGAAUCUGCACUCCCCUGUGCACAGAAAUAGGCCUGGACUUAGAAGUGAAAUCAGAAUCAGGAGACAAAGACAAAACAAAGAAAAAACUGGACUUGGCGCUAUUGACUAGGGGUGUAGUGAUGGAGAUCUAUAAAUUUGUAACGGGGAAAUCAGGACAGUAUUUUCCAGGUGUUGUGUAUGACAUCCUUGACUAUAACUUUGACUUAAGCUCACAGCAUUACAGGCGCUGGGAAUUUUCCAUAGCCAUUGCAUCUGAGGUCAAAAAAAUGGUCAAACACCACCGGAAAAAUUUACACAGGGCAAAUGAUAUCUUCAAAUUACCAAUGGUGUUUGAACGCAAGGCAUCAAAAGGACUGGAAUCAAAGAGAAAAUAUGUGAAACGUUCAUAUUCUUCUGUGGAAGAAACAGACAAGACAACAGCAGAAGGAAGUACAGUUGCUGAGCAAGUGAGACACCAUUCAGGUGUCAGUCAUGUCUUUCUUCUUGAUGAAGUCAAACCUAACGAGAAACUUUGGUUUGAAGAUGAGGACUCAAAACCCCCAACAGUUCAUGGGGCACUAAUGCAGAUGACUGAGAGUCCAAUGAGUGCAGGUUGUGACAAACUUCUCCAGGGAAACAUACGAAUUAAAGAGGAGGAAGAUGAUCCACAUUAUGGCAUUAUAAAACCAGAACCAGACUCUGAGGAAAAGUAUUAUCCUCAUCAUUAUGAGGAUGUCAAGUACUUAGUCCAUGGUGAACAUGUGGAAUCCCUCGGAUAUACCAUGGUAACCAUAGGUCCAAAUUCUGAAAGCACCAUAAACAGAGAAUCAGAGACAGAGAAUGUCCAGUAUUACAACCUGAAUGAACCACAAGUACCCGAAGGAUAUGCUAUGCUAGCUGUAUGUCCAAACACUGAGAGUGGUGUGAAAACAGAAUCUUACAGCGAGGGUAUCAAAUAUGUGGUCCCAUAUGAAGCAGCAGGAUCUCCGGAGUAUUCCAUGAUAACCGUGUGUCAGGACACUGAGAGUACAUCGAUCAAAGAAGAGCCUGUUGAGUCAUACCAUUAUGGAGUUGUUUCACACAGAGAAGGUGAAGUGGACAGAUUCUUAAUGAACUAAAUAAUGGUUCAGACAGGAGACAUGUCAGUAAGAAUUCCAGUUUGAAUGAAGUUUCCUUAACUGCUUUUAAAGGGGAAUGCGUUUUUAGUCUUAGUUUAAAUCUGCAGGAAUGUUUACUUUAUGAUGAUAUUUGUACUUAAAAAGCUGAUUGAAUGAAAAAAAAAUGUCUUUACUUGCACUAUAUUGUUCUUUAGUGUCUUUACUGAUCUUAUUCACUGUCAUAUAUCUACUUUUUUUUGAUGUUUUGGUGACUACUUACUGACGAAAACAAAACGAUUGCAAAUGUGUCGCCAUCUCUUGAACCUGUGAUGUAAAUGGAUAAAGUUGUGCUUGAGAUCAUUUUUAUACCCUUAUAAUACAA
Molecule: messenger RNA, 4868 nt
Organism: Toxotes jaculatrix (banded archerfish)
Lineage: Eukaryota; Metazoa; Chordata; Actinopteri; Toxotidae
Exons: 2
Coding region: 161-4507 (1448 amino acids)
Source: RefSeq, a predicted model, not a curated record